CCUUCCCCUCCUUUGUCUUUGGUGCGUAAUGAGCGUGCGUCAGGAUUCAGCGUUUGGUUCCUUCUCGGCAAGUUCACUUUCGAGUUUCAACUGUCGACUGUCGAGCAGUCAAAACAGUUCCUCUUUCUGCGCUCACACAUUCCCCAAAUCUAAUAACAAUAAAAUAACAUCUGGAGUAAUCGGCGUCUAAGUGGCUGGAUGAUGGAUUCACGGAUGUUUCUCCCUGCUCUCCUGCUUGUCUUCGGUUUGUCGACAGUUUUGGCCCAGUCUUCCGCACCUGACCAAGUGUGUGAGGCGAAGAAUGGGACAAACUGUGAGGAAUGUCUGAAAAACGUGACGUGCUUGUGGUGUAUCAAAACCAAGUCCUGUGUAACAUAUCCAGUGCGCACCAUCCUGCCACCGCAUGCACUCUGCCCACUGAAUGAUGCACGUUGGGGGCUCUGCUGGAUGAACUUCCAGAUAUUGAUAAUCACCAUGGCAGUGAUUGGUGGUAUCAUCAUCAUCGCCUUCCUGGUCUGCCUGUUCUGCUGCUGCAAUUGUGAGAACUUUGGAUCCAAAAGGUUCGAGGCCAAGAUGCAGAAACAGGCCAAUAAGAUGAAAACCAAGCAGGAAGAAAGGAAGGCAGAGAUGAAACAGAGACAUGAGGAAAUCAGGAAUAAAUAUGGUCUAAGUGGGCAAAAUCAGUACUCCAAAUUUGCAUGAGAUGAUCUGUGAACUGAGAUUCACCCCAUGACCCUUCUGUUUUUCACUGAACUCUGAUCUCUCGCACAACAGACAUCAACAACCUGGCUUGUGGUUGUGAGAGUAGACAUAACCUACGAAUUAAUGUAAACUAUAAUUAAGACAAUUUCAGAAAAGUGACAGUAGUUUUGUACAGGCAGUCUCUGGCUUCAUCCAGCCAAUGGACAGGAAUGUUGUGUUCAAUGUGAUGACCCAAGAGGCUGUAACCAAAGGCUAGAAUAGACACAUGUAGCAGUAAUGUUCUUCCAGACUAUAGUAGUCUAUCCUGUGGCCCCUAUAGCAUCAGUUUACUUAUACUAUUUAUUAGGUUAUGUCUUAAGUUUAUUUGGACAGAAUGAAAAGAAUCCAGUUUGGUUACUGAACAAAUAUUUCCUUUUGCUUAAGAAAAUCGGUUGCAUCUGCAAAUUACCAAAUUUUGUCUGUUUUGCUCCAUUGGGUUGCUGCUGAUUUAGAGAUAUACAUAGAAAUUUUUGUAUUUUGUGUGAUUUAUUUUGGUUUCGAACUGACUCAGUCCUAUUCUGAAAUGUACUUGUUGGAGGCCAUUUGUAUUGUGUUACUGCUGCAUGUUUCACUGACAGGAAUGAUUUUUUUAACGUAUUAGGUUUGGAAAUACAGUAUGUUCAUAUGUUAAGUCAAAAUUCUUCACCCUUGCACUCUGAAUUUAUAACGUAAUCAUUAACUUAAGUUGAAUGUUUUGAUCCUUAAAUUGGAUUAAAGUCUGCCUAACUCUAGCCUGGAUAUCAUGUAAAGACACAUAACCUUAAUAAAAGCCUUUGGACUGAUAAUUAAUUAAUUCCUUCAGUGGCACUGGACUUUUAUUGUUUGUGUUUUGCCUGCAUUGUGCUUUUAUUAAAACCACAAUUUUGUCAUA
Siniperca chuatsi (mandarin fish) is the source of this 1612-nucleotide messenger RNA. It is a transcript of the gene pttg1ipa, whose product is annotated as PTTG1 interacting protein a. Gene Ontology annotation, biological process: protein import into nucleus. Gene Ontology annotation, cellular component: cytoplasm; nucleus. The transcript is spliced from 7 exons. Lineage: Eukaryota; Metazoa; Chordata; Actinopteri; Centrarchiformes; Sinipercidae. Bases 199 to 702 code for a protein of 167 amino acids. The record is from RefSeq and is a predicted model, not a curated record.